AAGAGCUCUGUUCAGUGAACUUGGAGGAACAGAUUUUUUAAACACACACACAUUACAGUUUCCUGAGAAGUUUUUUGCUCCGAAGUGUAGUACUGGAAAUGGCAGUUAUGAUCCGGAUCAAUAACGGAAUAUCGGUGUUCAAGAAAGUACUCAUCGUUGUAAACUUCCUUAUAUUUUUGGUGCUGAUAGUUUUCAACCAGCAAGCUAGUGUUCCUUCGAAGGUAUUUCCUAAGAGAACUGGCGAAGUUUCUGACAAGUAUGAAACAGACUUGUCGCCGGCGGGCGCCACUUUCGCCAUUUGGAGCGUCAUUUAUCUCUUACAGGCGGCUUGGAUCAUUUACUCUUUGACUCUCUUGGUCAGACCAGAAUCUCCUGAUAUACUGCCUACAGAGUUUUACGCAUUCUAUAUAUUAUCGCAGUUCUCUAACAUAAGCUGGCUAAUUUUGUGGGCGCAUGGCGAAGUAACAAUUUCCUUUGUUGUUCUUGUGCUCAUUACUGUUUCUUUGGAUAUUUGUUUUGCAAUUGCUAGCAGGAGCCUCAACAAAUACCUAAACGAACUUUCCUCAGACGACAGCAGCAGAUUGAGCAAAGUCGAUUUAUGGCUUGUACGAUUCCUUGUGCAAAAUGGCAUCAUAUUUUACAUUGCAUGGGUAUCAAUUGCAUCUUGCAUUAAUGCCGCUGUGUCUAUGCAAGCUGACUUGCAUUUCUCUAGAUCCAAGGCUGGUGCUAUCUCACUCUCCUUUUUACUAGCCACAGUUGUCAUUUGGUCGAUCCUGGAAAAUUUUGUCUUCAGGAAGUUCACAAGAUUUGUUGCAGCUGAAUACAUUGUCUUGAUUCUUGGAAGUUCUGGUGUCCUCGCUAAACAGUGGACGGAUGGAAGCGGUAAUCAAGCGUUUGUGUUGUGCAUUCUGAUAGUAUCAGUGCUACUUUUUGGGCUGCGGCUUACGUUGUUGUUCGUUAGAAAAGGCGAUGGUUGCAGAGGUGAACAAACAAAAGCUUGAACCAGAGACAUUUUAUACCGUCUUGUGGAGGGGAACAAUCCUCCUAAUGUCAUUGAGCCACUCAUAAUCUAAACAUUAAAACUACUCCCUUGGCUACAACUUAAUUUAUGUAUAUUUUUAGAUAAUUUGUAUUGGUGUAGAAUAUUCAGUUUAAGGCUGUUUUGUAAUUUGCUUGAGUCUAAAUGUUAUCAUUUUGCUGUAUUUAUUGUGAAUACUUUGGAUAAUUUAUUUUGCAAGAUAUUUUUGAACUUUUA
Molecule: messenger RNA, 1255 nt
Organism: Rhopilema esculentum
Lineage: Eukaryota; Metazoa; Cnidaria; Scyphozoa; Rhizostomeae; Rhizostomatidae
Source: RefSeq, a predicted model, not a curated record